AUGGCAUCAAGUGACUCCCAAUUUGUUCUCAUCGACGGAAUUCCCAAUCACAUUGCCGAGAUCAUAUUACAGAAACUAUGGACAGUCGAUCGAAUUCGCGUGAGAACUGUUUCAAAGGCAUGGAAUGCUACUCUGCGCCAAUUACCGCCGUCGGAGCCGCCAUGGAAGAUCCUGUCGAACAGCUUCGAUCAAGAAACCAAUUCCAAGAAAAUUAACCUUUUAAGCCCAAGCAAGAAACAAUACACUUUCAAGUACCCCAACAAUGGGCAAUGCUGCUGCGGAUCUUCCCGGGGAUGGCUGUUCAUCGGCGGCGGCGGCGAUAUGGUCGCGGAAAUUGGGAAGAUUCUGCUAUGGAAUCCGCUGUCCGGAGAGAUUAGGAAUCUUCCUCCCCUGUCAUCAUUGCAAUUUUUCAAGAACGCUGUCAAUGCCUGCUUAGGGUUAGGGCUCAACUUCUUAUCUUGUUACGUUACGAGAGUUCAUGUCUUCUCCACCAAUUCCGGCGAGCUCGCGGCGGCGAUGAUUUUCGGUUUUCAGGACUCAGGUGCCCAACGGAGGUUGAUCAUCUGCACGCCAGACGAUCCGCAGUGGACGGCCGUGGAUAUGAAGAUCGGCAAUGAGAACCCGAUGGAUGUCCUGUUUCAUAGAGGCAAGCUGAUAUUCUUCUGUAAUGAUCUGCGGAAUUCAACUUCUGUUUCCAAUGGAGUUAUCGGAUAUGGCCGCCGCACUGUUAGCCUAAUCAACGGCGGCGAGGUGGACAUGGAGAUUGUAACCAUGGUGUACUCAGGAGCACGUGAGGGCGAAAUUCCACCCCCUCCUCCGCCUGGCUUCUCUCUGCACAGAGGAGUUUUUAGAGAGGAUUUUUUGGUGGCGGCGGCGUCCGGCGAGAUGCUGCUGGUGAGCGCUACGGUGGAUCGACAAGCAGAUAUAAAUGAUCAAUCACUGUCGUACAAGUUGACGAAAAUCGGAGGUGUUGAGGUGCACCAGAUUAAUCUUUGCCGCGGCAGCUUGCCGGCGAAGCUUAGGAGCAUCGGGCGGCAGGCGGUGUUCGUUGGCGGAGGUUGCGAUGCGGUAUCGACGUCAGUGAAUGGUAUUGAUAACGGUGAAGCUUUGAAUGAUUUCAUAUAUUUCACGGAGAACGGUAUGUUGGUGAUUUCGACCGGCGCCCGCGGCAAUGGCAUCAUCCAGCGUAUCUACACGGUUCAGCAAAGAGGCAAAUUCAAUGUACAAAACGGCGUCGUUUACACAGAUUUCAUAUCGUACUUUCGGACUAAGUCCAAACUUCUUGGGUGGUUUGUGCCCAAAAUAUAG
Messenger RNA from Andrographis paniculata, 1308 nucleotides. RefSeq lists its product as uncharacterized. Lineage: Eukaryota; Viridiplantae; Streptophyta; Magnoliopsida; Lamiales; Acanthaceae. The coding region runs from base 1 to 1308 and encodes 435 amino acids. The record is from RefSeq and is a predicted model, not a curated record. Gene Ontology annotation, molecular function: protein binding. The transcript has a single exon.